AUGCUGGUCCGAUUUGGCUGCCUCCCCAUCUUACGCCCAAUCAGCCCCUUUCCCCCCUUCCGAUUGAGUCCACCCUUUCCCUUCCUUGCCCAACCCAUACCCCUCCCCUUAGAGUCCAACCACUCUUCCUCCUCCACUCUCUCCUUGAUCUCUUUAGCCUUGCCUCCCCGUUGUUCUCUCCAGGUCGAUCCCUACCCAGUUUCUAUCUUCUCCUUGGAUCUGAUUCCAUCACCCUUUCCGUUCCCUCUUCAGCCGCUUACCUUCAUUUCUCCGUAACCCUCCCUACUCGUAGAUCAUGUCCGCUUUGCCCAACCCUCCCUUUUAACCUUUGAUACACCACCGCAGAGACCCUUCCCGUACCUAGUGUUGAGGUACCUCUGUCCUACUCCGAGCCAGUUCCCCUUCCCUCCCCACCCCUUUCCCCCCAUCUCCUCUUCCCCUUCCCACUCUCCCUCUUUAACCCUCGAUUCCCCUGAAUCUACCUCUGGCCGAGCAAGGGACUUUGACCAGGGCGUUGACACCAAUCCGCUGGCCAUGGUGCUCUUCCAGCCUAUUAAUGAUGCUUACUUCAAGGAUUGGCGAGCGGAGCAGGAUCUGAGGUCGAUUAUUUCAGCUGGUAGGACACUUCAUCGAUUUCUGAACUUCUCUCCUGAGUUCAGCAGUGAUAAGGUCGAUAGUCAAUUUGAGGAUUUGGCAUUCUCAUUCAAAUCGAAGAAGAAAAGGACUUCCAGAUCGAAGUUACAAAUGGAGAUUCAUCGUCUUGGAACCUUGAACUCGGUCAUGACCAAGUCGCGACGGAAGAAGGGUCCGAGCGGUAACAGCAAAAGUGGAAUUCUCGCCUCUUUCCCAAUGAACGACUCUAUCCUUGCGUGGAAUGUCAGAGGUUUGGGUGACUCUGAUAAAAGAGCUAGACUUAAACCCAUUAUUCGUCAGUGUCGCACUGUUGUGGUCGGCUUGAUUGAAACUAAGUGGAAUUAGUGCUCUCAAUUUAUCAUUACGUCGGUUAGUGGAAGCAGAACGGUGGUGUGGGCCGCUUAGAAUGCUACUGAUUCGAGGGGUGGUAUUGCUGCCUUCUGGGAAACCUCUGAGUUUAGUCUGUUGGACUACUGGGAAGGCCGUUUCUCGCUAGCCAUCCGUCUUCGGAUUGUUCGCUCUCAUAAAAUCCUUGCCAUUCGUCUAUGGCCCCCAUGAUAGGAUUGCAAAGCUGGCUUUCUUAUCCGAAAUUGAUUUUAUUUGUCGUAGGUACAAUGAUCCCCUUUGAUUUGUGGGUGAUUUUAACCUAGUCAGAUCUGAGGAUGAUUACCGGGGUGCUCCUCGUUGUAGACUGAUGAUGGCAGAGUUCAAUUCCGUGUAAUCGUAAUGCCUUCAUUAAUCUCCCCCUGCAAGGCGUCGCCUUUACUUGAAGCAGUGGCGAUUCCAGCCGUGCUUAUCUCGUAUCGAUCGAGCUUUGGUUAACACCAGGUUUGAAGAUACCUUCUCCCCGGGACCUCUGCUGGAUUUUGAGCAUCUUGAGUCUGAUCAUAACCCCAUCCGUGUACAUUGGGGAUCGUCAGAGCGUGUUUGAAGACCCUGGCGGUUCAAGAAUAUGUAGCUUCUUAAGCAUUCAUUCUUAACGCAGCUCGUUGGUUGGUGGAAUGUCCCAGUUUCCGGUUCGGGGCUCCUUUUUCGUGCUAGCUAACGCCUAAAGUAGAGUAAGAUGCUCAUUAAGUCUUGGAAUACAGAAGUUUUUGGCAGAGUUCAGCUCAAGAUUGAAUCUCUAAUUAAAAAGAUUAAUGAGA
Messenger RNA from Linum trigynum, 1778 nucleotides. NCBI's taxonomy places the organism in Eukaryota, Viridiplantae, Streptophyta, Magnoliopsida, Malpighiales, Linaceae. The record is from the annotation of a GenBank genome assembly.